GUAAAUAAAUUAGAAAACCAAACAAAAAUCAAUAAACAAUAGUAAAAUUCAUAAGAUCAUCAACAUUUUCCAGACCUAAAUCCCACUGAAACACCCUUCGCUCGCUUUUUCUCUGGUUUCUGCGGCGACGACGACGACGACGACGACAUGCCACCAGCACGAGAGCUUCCGGGGUUCUACUUUGACCCAGAGAAGAACAGGUAUUUUCCGAUCAAAGGUCCCAUUCCUGGCUCUUCUUCUUCUAAAACCAAAAUCACCACUCCAAACCCUUCCCAAACCUCUUCCUCUCAGUUACAGGAAAAGAAUAGAAGUUCUUGUAGGAAGCUUAGAAACAGAACGUCUAAACUGCUUCAGAUUAGAGAGUUAGAUGGUCGUCAUGUUAAUGCUUCACACUAUUGCAAGUGUAACUUCACGGAGGAAUUUCGGAAAAUACAAACAUCUCAACCUAAUGUUUGGAAGUAUCAGGGAACUGAUAGGAUAGGUAUUAGUGCUUUGGAACAUUUAAAUGUUGAUGUGCAGACAGUAGAUGGUAGAUUUCGAACUGAUGUUUUAUUGAAUGGAAGCAUAAAUGGAUCACUGAGUUUUUCUGAAGUUGGAAGGAUUGGGCAUAAUUUUGAUGAUGGGGUAAAGUGGAUGCCAGAUUGUGUGAAGAGUCAUAUUAAAGGGGAUACAAAUGUGCAUAACGAGGUGCCAGGGCCGCUUUUCAGACCUAAUGGAGCUUCACUGAUUAUGUCGUCCAGAAUAUCUUGUAUAAGAUUGGGUCCAAAUUUAUCCCCUCAUGCUCCAAAUGAUAGUCCAAUUGUUGGAAAUGUGUUAUUUACUACACUGGGAUCAGAAACAUCAGGUGGAUCUGUUUAUACCCUCAGUCUUGUUGAGCCAAUAGAUCUUGGACAAGGAAUACUUAAUACAUGGAGUCGACUAGAGGAAAUAACUUCUUUCAAGUGUACCCUUUGGACAGCUGAGUAUGACUAUAACCGACAUCGGGCUAUAAUUGGUACUAAUCAGGGAGGUGUUUCGGUGGAUCUGGAAAGUGGGACAAGGUCAUGGUUUUUACGUUGUAAAAGUGAUGUUUUUGCACAACAGAUUGUUGAUUCAGGAAAUGUGAUUUUAUGUGGACUCAGAAAUGGGGCAGUUAUUUCUGUAGAUUUUCGAGAGAAAAGAUUGCUUUCUAGUAGACUUACCUUGCAUAGGAUACCACACACAUCUUCCGAAAAGAAAGCUGGAAAUUCUAACAAAGAUUGGUUUAAGCUUGAAGGAAGCAUCUAUCCUUCGCAUACCAUUAAGAUGCCUUCAUCUAUAUCCUGUUUGGCAUCGCUUAAGUUUGACGAUCAGUACUUCUUGGCAAGCUCCAUGGAUGGAUCGAUAAAGCUAUAUGACCGUCGCAUGCUCCAGAGGGGUGCUGUUCAAUCAUAUGAAGGACACGUGAAUUCCCAUACUCAAAUACAACUCGGUGUUGACCCAGAUGAAAGAUAUGUUAUGUCAGGUGGAGAGGAUUGCAAGCUACGGAUAUGGAGUAUCAAGUCUGGCGAAUUGCUUUUGGAGGAUAAGUUCUCUAAUUCAGUUCUCUCCACCGUAUGCUAUCAAACAUUUAAAAGUAAAUUUGAAGCAGAGGAAGAAACUCAAUACACACACAACUCUUCGGGUGCAUGGCUUGGAUCACAUGAAGGGCUAUUUUAUAUGCGCUGGUUAUGAGUGUAAAAGGUCUUGAUACCACAGCCUGUAGCUGCUGCAGGUCUAACCCGGUCUUAGCAUGAGGUGAUUAAAAUUAAAUAGCUUGUAGAUAUGCUGAUUUUGUUUAAUUCCCUCUUAAAGUUUUUUUGUUUGAUUAGAGCUAGAAUUUUGAUAUAGCAUGUAGCAGAGACGGCGAAUUACUUUCUAAUAUAAGUAUUGAUAUUUAUUUAGUAUUUACAAAUGCACACAAUGAAAAGGAAAGAGAAGGAAAAAAACAUAAAAAUAUAGUAUUGCUGUGGCUUUUUGGCACCAA
Molecule: messenger RNA, 1984 nt
Organism: Trifolium pratense (red clover)
Lineage: Eukaryota; Viridiplantae; Streptophyta; Magnoliopsida; Fabales; Fabaceae
Exons: 13
Coding region: 148-1692 (514 amino acids)
Molecular function (GO): protein binding
Source: RefSeq, a predicted model, not a curated record